GACUCCACAUUUUCAUACAAGUUGCUACAGCUUUCUGAUCUCCGCUGUCUCUCUCUCUCUCCACUGCUUUCUUUUUUCUCUGCCUCCUUGCUGGGACAAUUACAGAUCCUGAGUUCAAGCAUUUCAGCUUCAUCUUUUGAUUCUUCUUCUAUAUUUUUCUCUAACCAAAGACUUGACCUGCUGCACUUUGAUUUUGUGCUUAUGUUAUCUUCCUAAAAAGAGAAAGGAAACAGAAGACAGGAAGAAGAAGAAAGGUGAAAGAGGAUUACAGAGUGAUAACCCAAUUCUCCCUCCCUGCUCUCUCCCAGCACAAAGGGGGGUGUGGAAGCUCCUGGAGGGGUUAACCAGACCCUGCCAAGAAAUAUCUCACUGUUUCCAAAGAGGAGGCAAAUAAUAAGGGAACUAAUUUAAUUGUUGAGGUCAGUUUCAACAGCUUCAGUUCGAUUUCACAGUGUGAGGUUUGGAUCCAGCCAUCCCUGCAUACUCUCUACUUUACAAUCCCCACCCUAUUUUUUCUAUUGUUGAUCUCCGUAUAAAAAGCAGAAAGCUUCAAAUCCAAAGCCAUCAUGAGUAGCAACGAUUAUUACGACCAACACCAAGGCGAAGAAGCAGAAGAGAUGCCUGCCACAGAGAAGGAUUUGGCAGAAGAUGCCCCAUGGAAGAAAAUCCAGCAGAACACCUUCACCAGGUGGUGCAAUGAACAUCUCAAGUGUAUGAACAAGCGCAUUGGAGACCUGCAGAAAGACCUGACUGAUGGCUUGAAGCUUAUAGCCUUACUCGAGGUGCUGAGCCAGAAGAAGAUGUACAGAAAGUACCACUCCAGACCCAACUUCAGGCAAAUGAAACUGGAGAAUGUAUCGGUGGCUUUGGAGUUCCUGGAUCGGGAGCACAUCAAGCUUGUAUCUAUAGACUCAAAAGCCAUUGUUGAUGGGAACCUGAAGCUAAUCCUGGGUUUAAUAUGGACCCUCAUUCUGCAUUACUCCAUCUCCAUGCCUAUGUGGGAGGAUGAGGAUGAAGAAGAUGCCAAAAAGCAGACACCAAAACAAAGACUUCUGGGAUGGAUCCAGAACAAAAUACCCCAGCUGCCAAUUACCAAUUUCCAUCGGGAUUGGCAGGAUGGUAAAGCUUUGGGAGCUCUUGUGGACAAUUGUGCCCCAGGUUUAUGUCCAGAUUGGGAGGCUUGGGAUCCAAACCAGCCUGUGGAGAAUGCAAGGGAAGCCAUGCAACAAGCGGACGAUUGGCUUGGAGUACCACAGGUCAUUGCACCUGAGGAGAUAGUGGACCCCAAUGUGGAUGAACAUUCAGUCAUGACCUACUUGUCCCAGUUCCCCAAGGCAAAGCUCAAGCCAGGAGCUCCCCUUCGUUCCAAGCAGUUAAACCCAAAGAAAGCGAUUGCUUAUGGACCAGGUAUUGAGCCCAAUGGAAACAUGGUCUUAAAACCAGCCUUUUUCACGGUAGAGACCAUUCAGGCUGGUCUCGGAGAAGUCCUGGUAUUUGUUGAAGAUCCUGAAGGCCACACAGAGGAGGCCAAAGUUAUUCCCAACAAUGAUAAGAACAGAACUUACUCCGUCAGCUAUGUCCCAAAGGUUGCUGGUCUUCACAAGGUCACAGUGCUGUUUGCUGGUCAAAACAUCAACAAAAGUCCAUUUAAUGUCAAUGUGGGCAUGGUAUUGGGAGAUGCCAACAAAGUGACUGCCCGAGGACCUGGAUUAGAACCUGUCGGGAAUGUAGCAAACAAACCAACAUAUUUUGAUAUCUACACAGCAGGGGCUGGCUCUGGAGAUGUUGGAGUGGUAAUUGUAGAUCCCCAGAAUCGUCAGGACACAGUGGAAGUAGUUCUGGAAGACAAAGGAGACAAUAUAUACCGCUGUACCUACCGACCCAUUACAGAGGGACCUCAUAAGAUCUUCAUUACCUUUGCUGGGUCGCAAAUACCAAAGUGUCCUUAUGUUGUCAAUAUCUCAGAAGCUGUUGUUUUGCCCCCAGCUCCAAGCACCCCACCCUUGCAGAUCACCCCCCAGGCCAUUGUCACCCCGCCUCCUGAUAAAGCCAAGAAAGUGGCACCCCCACCUCCACCCAAACCUAAACCACGCAAGUCAACAUGUAAUCCAAAUGCCUGCAGGGCUUCUGGUCGUGGACUGCAACCUAAAGGUGUGCGCGUGAAGGAAGCAGCCGACUUCAAGGUGUUUACCAAGGGAGCUGGAAGUGGAGAAUUGAAAGUCACCAUCAAAGGGCCAAAAGGAACAGAGGAGCCAGUGAAAAUUCGUGAUGUGGGAGAUGGUGUGUACGAAUGUGAAUAUUUCCCAGUUAUACCAGGAAAAUAUGUAGUGACAAUUACAUGGGGAGGAUUUGCCAUUCCCAGGAGUCCCUUUGAAGUUGUCAUUAGCCCAGAGGUCGGUGUACAGAAAGUGAGAGCCUGGGGCCCAGGUCUGGAGACUGGUAUGGUGGGCAAAUCUGCUGAUUUUGUCGUGGAAGCUAUCGGCACAGAGGUUGGAACUCUUGGCUUCUCCAUUGAGGGACCAUCCCAAGCCAAGAUUGAGUGUGAUGACAAGGGAGAUGGAUCAUGUGAUGUGCGCUACUGGCCCACUGAACCUGGCGAGUAUGCAGUUCAUGUGAUCUGUGAUGAUGAAGAUAUCAAGGACAGUCCAUUCAUUGCACACAUUCUACCAGCCAGCAACAAAGGUUUCCCUGAGAAGGUUAAAGCAUUUGGCCCUGGCUUGGAACCUACAGGUUGUAUAGUAGAGCAUCCUGCUGAAUUCACCAUUGAUGCUCGGGCUGCUGGCACUGCUGAACUGAAGAUUUAUGCCCAGGAUGCUGAAGGAUCACCCAUCGAUAUAAAGAUAAAGGACAAUGGCGAUAAUACAUAUGUAUGCGUAUAUGUGCCAACCAAGCCAAUCAAACACACCAUUAUCAUCACAUGGGGAGGAGUCAAUAUUCCAAACAGCCCAUACCGGGUAUCUGUGGGUGAAGGGAGUCACCCUAAUAAAGUUAAAGUUUAUGGUCCAGGAGUGGAGAAGACAGGCCUGAAGGCCAACGAACCAACAUAUUUCACUGUUGACUGCAGUGAGGCUGGACAAGGUGACGUCAGCAUAGGCAUUAAGUGUGCUCCUGGGGUGGUAGGACCAGCAGAAGCCGAUAUCGACUUUGACAUCAUUAAGAAUGAUAAUGACACUUUCACUGUUAAAUACACCCCUCCUGGAGCUGGGAAAUAUACAAUCAUGGUUCUGUUUGCUGACCAGGAAAUCCCUAUCAGCCCUUUCCGGGUAAAGGUAGAUCCAUCACAUGAUGCCAACAAAGUCCGGGCAGAUGGCCCAGGGCUUAACCGCACAGGGGUUGAAGUUGGAAAGCCUACUCACUUUACCGUGUACACCAAGGGAGCUGGGAAAGCAAAACUGGAUGUUCAGUUCACUGGAAGCCUAAAGGGGGAAGCUGUCAAAGACUUUGAAAUCAUUGACAACCAUGACUAUUCAUACACCGUGAAGUAUACAGCAGUGCAGCAGGGUAAUAUCUCUGUGUCAGUGACAUAUGGCGGUGAUCCUAUUCCUAAGAGCCCCUUUAUUGUCAAUGUGGCUCCUCCUCUAGACCUGGGAAAAGUCAAAGUUCAAGGACUAAACAAUAAAGUGGAUGUUGGGAAGGACCAGGAGUUCUCCAUUAACACCAGUGGGGCAGGAGGUCAGGGCAAGGUAGAUGUGAAGAUCACAUCUCCCUCUCGCCGCCCAAUCCCAUGCAAGGUGGAGACUGGAGUUACCAGUGACAUUCACACAGUCAAAUACAUGCCCCCUGAGGAAGGACCAUACAAGGUGGACAUCAGCUAUGAUGGGCAUCCCAUUCAAGGAAGUCCCUUCACUGUUGAAGCAGUAAUGCCCCCUGACUCUUCCAAGGUUCGCGCUUACGGCCCAGGUUUGAAAGGUGGUUUUGUGGGUAAACCAGCCCCAUUUGCCAUUGAUACUAAAGGUGCCGGUACUGGUGGACUUGGCCUCACAGUAGAGGGACCAUGCGAGGCCAAAAUUGAAUGUCAGGAUAAUGGAGAUGGUUCCUGCUCAGUGUCCUACCUUCCCACAGAACCAGGGGAGUAUUCCAUCAACAUCCUGUUUGCAGAAUCUCACAUUCCUGGAUCUCCAUUUAAAGCAGAUAUCCGCCCUGUGUUUGACCCAAGCAAAGUUACAGCUAGUGGUCCUGGCCUAGAAAGGGGAAAAGCUGGGGAAGUGGCCACAUUCACGGUGGACUGCUCCAAAGCUGGGGAUGCUGAGCUCACCAUUGAGAUCCUGUCAGAUUCAGGAGCAAAGGCUGAGGUGCUGAUCCAGAACAACAGCGAUGGAACCUACAGCAUCACCUACAUCCCAUCCUGCCCUGGGGCCUAUACCAUAACCAUCAAGUAUGGAGGACACGCAGUACCUAAAUUCCCAGUGAACGUCAAUGUGGAACCUGCUGUGGACACAAGCGGUGUGAAAGUGUUUGGUCCAGGAGUAGAGCCAAGAGGUGUUCUCCGUGAGGUUACCACAGAAUUCACAGUUGAUGCACGCUCCCUAACCAAGACAGGUGGUAGCCACGUGACUACUCGUAUUCUCAGUCCUUCAGGAGCCGUCACCGAAAGUUUUUUAUCAGACAAGGGGGAUGGAACAUACCAUGUGCAAUAUACAGCAUACGAGGAUGGUGUGCACUUGGUGGAAGUUUUGUAUGAUGAUGUUCCAGUACCGAAGAGCCCAUUCAGGGUUUCUGUCACUGAGGGUUGUGAUCCAUCUCGUGUGAGAGCAUAUGGCCCAGGGCUAGAAGGAGGGCUGCUUAACAAAUCCAAUCGGUUCACUGUGGAGACCAGGGGAGCUGGUACAGGAGGCCUUGGUUUAGCCAUUGAAGGUCCCUCUGAGGCAAAGAUGUCCUGCAAAGACAACAAAGAUGGCAGUUGUAGUGUGGAGUACAUUCCAUUUACUCCUGGAGAAUAUGAUGUGAAUAUCACCUUUGGUGGGCGCCCAAUACCAGGAAGCCCAUUCCGUGUGCCAGUAAAGGAGGUUGUUGACCCAAGCAAAGUGAAGUGCUCUGGGCCUGGGCUUGGGGCCGGAGUGAGAGCUCAUGUGCCACAGACGUUCACCGUAGACUGCAGCAAAGCUGGACUGGCACCUCUAGAAGUGCUUGUACAGGGACCUUCAGGCUUAGCAGAGCCUGUUGAUGUUCGUGAUAAUGGAGAUGGAACUCACACCGUGAACUACACUCCUGCAACAGAUGGACCUUACACAGUGUCUGUGAAAUAUGCUGACCAGGAGGUGCCACGCAGCCCAUUCAAGAUUAAAGUGCUGCCCACUCAUGAUGCCAGCAAAGUGCGAGCCAGUGGCCCGGGUCUCAACACAGCUGGUAUCCCAGCCAGCCUUCCUGUGGAGUUUACUAUUGAUGCCCGCGAUGCAGGGGAAGGGCUGCUGACAGUUCAAAUUCUGGAUCCUGAAGGGAAACCCAAGAAGGCCAACAUCCGAGGCAAUGGAGAUGGCACAUACACAGUCUCUUAUCUACCAGAUAUGGCAGGAAGAUACACUAUCACUAUUAAAUAUGGUGGGGAUGAGAUUCCCUACUCUCCAUUCCGUAUUCAUGCAGUGCCCACUGGAGAUGCCAGCAAGUGCUUAGUAACAGUGUCCAUCGGAGGACACGGAUUAGGAGCCUGUCUGGGACCAACUAUCCAGAUUGGAGAGGAAACUGUUAUCACAGUGGAUGCUAAGGCUGCAGGAAAGGGGAAGGUGACUUGCAAGGUGUCAACUCCAGAUGGAGCAGAGCUAGAUGUUGAUGUAGUUGAAAACCAGGAUGGAACCUUUGACAUAUACUACACAGCACCUGAACCGGGAAAAUAUGUUAUCACAAUCCGCUUUGGUGGGGAACUCAUCCCUAACAGCCCCUUCCAUGUAGUGGCAUGUGACACAAUACCAAUCAUAGAGGAACCGUGUGACACUGUACAACUACACCAGCCUUACCCUGCACACCUGCCUGGCUAUCCAACUCACUGGGCCACAGAAGAGCCUGUUGUCCCAGUGGAGAAUUUGGACACCAUGCUCAGACCAUUCAACCUUGUCAUUCCCUUCACUGUGCAAAAGGGUGAAAUCACAGGGGAGGUUCGAAUGCCUUCGGGGAAAACAGCUCGUCCCAAUAUUACUGAUAACAAGGACGGAACUGUCACUGUAAAAUUUGCACCUGUGGAGAAAGGACUGCAUGAGAUGGACAUCAAAUACGAUGGCAAUCAUAUUCCAGGGAGCCCUCUGCAGUUUUACGUGGAUGCCAUUAACAGCCGACAUGUAAAUGCAUAUGGACCAGGCCUUAGUCAUGGAAUGGUCAACAAACCAGCUACAUUUACUAUUGUCACAAAAGAUGCUGGGGAAGGUGGAUUAUCCUUGGCUGUUGAGGGUCCAUCAAAGGCAGAGAUCACUUGUAAGGAUAACAAAGAUGGUACCUGCACUGUGUCCUACUUACCCACAGCUCCUGGAGACUACAACAUUAUUGUGCGAUUUGAUGACAAGCACAUCCCAGGCAGUCCUUUCACAGCCAAGAUAACAGGAGAUGAUUCAAUGAGAACUUCUCAGCUCAAUGUUGGAUCUUCAACAGAUGUCUCCCUCAAGAUCACUGAGUCAGACCUGAGUCUGCUAACUGCCAGCAUCAGAGCUCCAUCUGGCAUUGAGGAGCCUUGUCUUCUUAAGAGACUGCCAAAUAGGCACAUAGGUAUCUCCUUCACUCCAAAAGAGGUGGGUGAGCAUGUGGUAAGCGUGAAGAAGAAUGGGAAACAUGUGAACAACAGUCCCUUCAAAAUUAUGGUGGGACAAUCUGAGAUUGGUGACGCAAGCAAGGUGAAGGUGUCCGGAAAGGGAUUAAUAGAAGGAACAACAUUUGAGGUUUCCGAGUUCCUAGUCGACACAAGGAAUGCAGGAUAUGGAGGUCUAGGGCUGUCCAUAGAAGGUCCAAGUAAAGUGGAUAUUAAUUGUGAAGAUGUUGAAGAGGGAACAUGCAAGGUGUCAUAUUGUCCUACUGAACCUGGAACCUAUAUUAUAAAUAUCAAGUUUGCAGAGAAACACGUCCCAGGAAGCCCAUUCAUGGUGAAGGUUACCGGUGAGGGGCGUAUGAAAGAAAGCAUUACCAGAAGACGUCAGGCUCCUUCAAUUGCCAGCAUUGGCAGCCCAUGUGACCUCAACCUCAAGAUCCCAGGCAACUGGUUCCAGAUGGUGUCGGCACAAGAGCGCCUAACUCGUACAUUUACACGCAGCAGCCACACAUACACUCGUACAGAGCGUACAGAGAUCAGCAAGACAAGAGGUGGUGAGACAAAGCGUGAGGUGAGAGUGGAGGAAUCAACACAGGUCGGAGGAGAUCCUUUCCACAAUGUGUUUGGAGACUUCCUUGGACGCGAGAGCCUUGGAACCUUUAGCAGUAUUGCAAGGCAAGAAGGAGGUGAGGCAGGGUCACAGGAUAUGACAGCCCAGGUGACCAGCCCUUCUGGAAAAACAGCAGAUGCUGAAAUCAUUGACGGAGAGGACAGCACAUACAGCGUACGUUUCGUGCCACAGGAGAUGGGAGCCCACACUGUCAGUGUCAAGUACCGUGGUCAGCAUGUACCUGGGAGCCCAUUCCAAUUCACAGUUGGCCCCAUGGGAGAAGGAGGAGCACACAAGGUCAGGGCUGGAGGCACUGGCUUGGAAAGGGGAGUUGCAGGGGUUCCAGCUGAAUUCAGUAUCUGGACCCGUGAGGCUGGAGCUGGGGGUCUGUCCAUUGCUGUGGAAGGCCCAAGUAAGGCAGAGAUCUCCUUUGAAGACCGAAAAGAUGGAUCAUGCGGAGUGUCCUAUAUUGUACAGGAAGCUGGUGACUAUGAGGUGUCUAUUAAAUUUAAUGAUGAACACAUCCCAGACAGCCCCUUUGUAGUCCCAGUAGCCUCGCGCUCUGACGAUGCUCGUCGUUUGACUGUAACCAGCCUUCAGGAGACAGGAUUAAAGGUCAACCAACCAGCCUCAUUUGCUGUGCAGCUGAACGGAGCUCGAGGAGUGAUAGAAGCCAAAGUACACACUCCUUCUGGAGUAGUAGAGGAGUGCUACGUUUCUGAAGUAGACAGUGAUAAAUACUCAAUCCGUUUUAUUCCUCGUGAGAAUGGUGUGCACUCCAUUGAUGUCAAGUUCAAUGGGCGCCACAUCCCAGGCAGCCCCUUCAAGAUCCGUGUAGGAGAACAGAGCCAGGCUGGAGACCCUGGACUUGUCACAGCAUAUGGACCAGGCUUGGAGGGUGGGGUCACAGGAAGACCAUCAGAAUUUAUUGUAAACACAUUGAAUGCUGGACCCGGGUCUCUCUCUGUAACCAUUGAUGGUCCAUCCAAAGUUAAGCUGGAUUGUCAGGACUGUCCUGAUGGCUACAAAAUUAGCUACACUCCAAUGGCUCCUGGAAACUACUUAAUCUCUAUUAAGUAUGGAGGUCCCCAACAUAUAGUUGGAAGUCCAUUUAAAGCCAGAGUAACAGGUCCACGCCUCUCAGGUGGCCAUAGUCUACAUGAAACAUCAACAGUGCUUGUGGAAACUGUUACUAAAUCUUCAGCUUCUGUAGGAGGCUAUGGCAUGGCUGUACCCAAAUUUACUUCUGAUGCCUCCAAAGUAGUGUCCCGUGGUCCUGGGUUGUCAAAGGCUUUUGUGGGACAGAAAAACACCUUCACUGUAGACUGCAGCAAAGCAGGAACCAACAUGCUGAUGGUAGGAGUUCAUGGCCCUAAAACCCCAUGUGAAGAGGUAUAUGUAAAGCAUAUGGGCAACCGAUUAUAUAAUGUGACCUACACCGUAAAGGACAAGGGGGACUACAUCCUCAUCGUCAAGUGGGGCGACCAAAACGUACCUGGGAGUCCCUUCCAAGUCUCUGUGCCUUGAAACCCUUCUUUAUCUUCCAUCGUAUAGGAGGCAUUGUAGGAAGCCUACCUGCCAUUCAAGGACAAAUCAAUCCCCCUUUAUGCAAAUGCACUGAUGAAAAUAAAAAACAAACUGUAUUAGUAGCAUAACAGCUAGUAAUAACUCCACAGAGUGCCUUUGUAUGUCCAGUCUAAGAAUUUUCCCAUUGCAUGAGGGCAUUUUAGUGGUUCCACUAUGAGAAGUGGGUGAGGGAUUUGGGGAAAGGGGGAAAGCAUGCACAUACCCACAAUGCCCUUUUCUGCUUUUUACAUUGUUUUUCUUUAUAUUCCGGUUGGCGUUUUUUUUUUUCUAAUCGCUACCUGUUUUGUUUUCUACGCGCUUUGUGUUUGUUUUUUUAAUUUGCGGGGGGACAGGGGUUUUAAGGAAGAAUGAAGGGACGAGGGUUAAAUAUGGCAUCAAGGGUCAGUGGGUCACUUUAUUACAUGACUGCUGGUUAUUGGCAAAAUGAAUAGGCCUGCAAUCUGGAGCAUCAUCAUUGUAUCAAUGUUAUUAUCAGUCUUAUUAUCUGUUUGCAUAGCUAGUUCCUUUGUUUGUGUUUCCUCACGGAUUCAUGUGACUUGGUACACAAGAACUGAAGCUAGUAUUAAAAGGUCAAACCCAAUGUACCAAUGAUUUUUCUCCCCAAUUUAUUUCUUUUGGGUUUGAAAAUAAAUCUCCAUUUUCAAAAUGAACUAAGUUCUUGUGAAUGGAGUUCCCUUUCUAUGCUGUCUGUGUUCUAGAGUGGACACGUUCCCUGUGGCAUCUGUCCCAUGUCCCAGAAAGUAAUUAUAUGCUAGUUGUUCCUGUAAUUUGCUGCAGACUUGCAGCUUUGACCAUUAGCCUUUUGCCCCAAGGGCAUCCUGACCCUUUAACCUCUGACCUGGUCAGUUUUUUAGGUAUAUGAUUGAUUGUCCUAGCACUGUGAUUUGGGCAGAGGAGACGUCAUGCGGCCCUAUGCCACGCGACUGCGUUUUGUAGACAGUUUGUUUUCUAUGCAUUGUACAGGGCCCACGAAAGCCCAUGUUCAUUUAUAAGAGAUCUUUAAAUUGGUGCAUACAAAAGAAAAAUAAAGUUUUAUUGCUAAUGUG
Molecule: messenger RNA, 9970 nt
Organism: Spea bombifrons (plains spadefoot toad)
Lineage: Eukaryota; Metazoa; Chordata; Amphibia; Anura; Pelobatidae
Gene: FLNC
Product: filamin C
Exons: 49
Coding region: 567-8864 (2765 amino acids)
Biological process (GO): actin cytoskeleton organization
Molecular function (GO): actin filament binding
Source: RefSeq, a predicted model, not a curated record